UCAUCUAGGCGCAUUAAUGGAUGAAUAAAGUAAACUAUCUCUUUUGUACAAUUGACGGAAACAAAGUGAUAAAAGUUGACUAAACUUAGAAUAAAGAACAGAAACAGUUGCUUAGUGCUUACACAGCCGCACUUUCCUCUGCUACUGCCUUUCCCCCUCCAAUGGAAUUUGACCGUCCGCAUGCACCAGCUGCUUCCCCGCCCUUGCCUUACGUUUCGGUUAAUCCUCCACUUUCUGUCCAUUCCAAGCUAACUGCUUCCCUUCCCCACCUCCCCUUUUCAAACGCUCACAUGCAAAGAAAGGUCUGCUUAAGCUCAUUCCUCUUGUGUCUUCCAAUUCCUCCAAAACUGAUUAUCUUUCUCUCUGUCGCUCUUGGGUUGUUUUGGGCUAUUGAUUUCGACUGCUCUGUUCAACGAGUUUGGCAAUCAUGGUGAAAAAGAAAUCUUCUAAAUUUGAACCACAGAAGCAUAAUUCAUGCCUUCGCCGUGGGUUCCCUUUGGUACUUUUGCUAUCUGUUGCAUUCUUCAUCGGAAGUGUAUUCAUAGUCACAGAUUAUAAACAGGUACUACAACACCAGACUCUGCUAUCAGUAAUGAAGCUAGUAGGAACCUGGGGGCAGACUAUUGAUGGCCAAAGAUCUGCAAUUUGUGAGAAUGGAGAGAAGCCAUAUGGAACCAAUACAUUACCUAAAGGGAUCAUUUCUGCAACAUCUGACUUUCAAAUGAGAUCGCUAUGGGGUGACGAUGAAAAGAAGGCAAAGAGAUCGAAGAGCUUACUAGCAAUGGCAGUUGGGAUAAAGCAAAAACUGAAUGUCGAUAAGAUUGUCCGAAAGUUUCCGCCUGCUGACUUCGUCGUGAUGCUGUUCCAUUACGACGGAAAUGUGGAUGAAUGGAAAGGAUUGGACUGGAGCAACCAAGCCAUACAUGUUUCUGCUAACAACCAAACGAAAUGGUGGUUUGCUAAACGUUUCUUGCAUCCUGAUAUCAUUUCGGAGUAUGAAUACAUCUUCUUGUGGGAUGAAGAUCUUGGAGUUGACAAUUUCCAUCCUGGAAGAUAUCUGUCAAUUGUAAAAGCGGAAGGGCUUGAGGUCUCGCAGCCAGCACUUGAUCCCGAGAAGUCAGAGGUGCAUCAUGAACUAACUGAGCGAAACCCGACAGGAAGAUUUCACAGAAGGACAUACAAGAAGAUAGGACCCAGACAGUGCACUGACAACAGCACAGCUCCCCCAUGCACAGGGUUUAUAGAAAUGAUGGCUCCUGUUUUCUCGAAGGCGUCAUGGCGAUGUGCAUGGCAUAUGUUUCAGAAUGACUUGGUCCACGGAUGGGGGGUCGAUUUUCAGCUCGGUUACUGUGCACAGGGUGACCGGACCAAAAACAUUGGUGUUGUUGAUUCAGAGUACAUUGUGCAUGAGGGUCUUCCUACUCUCGGUGGUUCUACCUCGGACAAGGUGUUGCUGCCAUUGAGUGCCAACCAAGCAUCAGGCAGAUCAGCUGUGAAAAAUCGGUCAUACGUUGAGCUGGAGUUGUUUAAGAACAGAUGGAAGAAUGCUGUGAAGAAAGAUUCGUGUUGGGUUGAUCCCUAUCCACAAUGAACCAAGAAGAUAAGCGCCAGAUGGAGUGUGCAGCUAUUUCCAUGGUCUUUCAGUGAAGCUUGGAAAGGAUUAGCAGUCAAAAACCACUGAAAGAUCGAUCUGCAGUGGCAGAGGAAACCUUCACACCUUUUUGCAAAGAUCUCGCCAUCUCUCUCUCCCUCAUUGUAUUAUUAUUUACUUGUAUCCCAUGUUAUAAUUUGUAUCUUAAUCUCUACACAAGCAUGUGUUUGUAAGAGCUACAUAAUAUAUGGAUAAAGUAAAU
This is a messenger RNA of Linum trigynum, 1853 nucleotides long. The record is from the annotation of a GenBank genome assembly. Lineage: Eukaryota; Viridiplantae; Streptophyta; Magnoliopsida; Malpighiales; Linaceae.